Molecule: messenger RNA, 1384 nt
Organism: Paramecium octaurelia
Lineage: Eukaryota; Ciliophora; Oligohymenophorea; Peniculida; Parameciidae
Source: the annotation of a GenBank genome assembly
CAAAUGUCUAUUGAUACAAUUUUCAUACUUUCUCAAAAUGGGUAUACAUCUAUGAUAUGCUUAGUGAAAUCUUGGCUCAUAGAAUAUUCAAGGGUCUCAAGCGCAAAGACACCCUCCCUGAAUUUUACACCUAAUUCGUGCAAUUCUUCAGAGGGACCAAUGCAGUAAUUUUGUGAUUUGUGAGUAUUGCUUAGGAUAAGGAAUACCCGAUUAUCAGAAUAAAGGAUGCCCUCUACCCAUUUGUCACCUUCUCAGACAUCAUCAUUGGAGCAAUAGUAACAGAAGAGAUUCCCGUAUUGCAAUUAUUCGCAACGCUCUUUCUCAUUCUGGAUGUCCUCAAGGCCUCCUUUCCCAAUGAAUCCUCUGAGAAGCUCAAGUAGAAUUUGCCCACAAUUGGCAUCAUGCUCGAUUCCGUAUUUGAUUAUGGCUAUCCCUAAAUUACAUAAAAGCACGUGCUUGAAAGUAUUGUGAGGCCCGGAGGCAUAAUCGAAAAAAUUGAGGAAAAAAUUAUAGGCAGACAGAAUGUGCAAAAGGAAACUGUGUCCCUGUUGGAGAAAUACAUAGAUGGACAAGCUGAUGUAAGAGAGCAUAGUCAAUAUCGACUCCCAGAGAUCAAAGGAGAAGAGGAAGUUUACUUUGAUGUGAUCGAAUUCUUGGAUUGUGUAUUCGAUAAGAAUGGCAGAAUUUUGAUUGAGGAGAUCAACGGAGAAAUCAAAGUAGAUUGCAACCUAUCAGGAUUACCAGAAUUGUUUGUCUUCCUUAAUCAAACCAACCAAUUCAAUGAUUACACUGUUCAUGAAUGCCUACUCCAAAAAAUUGAUACCUACGAAAGAGAACGAGUCUUGGCAUUCGUCCCACCCUCUGGAACCACUACCAUAUUUUAUUACAACAUCAAAGGCAUUUCCAUUCGACCUCCCUUUGAAUUCAUUCCAAAGCUCCAAUUCAUCAAUAACCAAGUCAAAAUUGAGUUCCUACUUAAAAAUAGACCAGUCAGAGGGCAAUCAUAUGCUGUCGAUGAAUUCCAUACCAAAUUAACAGUGCCAAGUGGUUUGACUCUUGGAGAGACUGAGAUGGCCUAGGGAACACUCCAACAAUUAGAAAAUGUACUCAUUCCAUCUUAUACUUUAAGGCUAUCCUUUGGAGAAUUGGGAAACUGGAAAUUGAUUCUUCCAUUAGACUAGCUGUCACCUUCUCGUCGACUGAAGAUCAAUUUAAUAUCAUACAGUAGGGCAAUUUCUUGGUCCAGUUGAAGUUUGUGGUCAACACAUUUAGUCCUUCCCAAACCAAGAUUGAUAAAGUUGAAGUCAGAAAUGGGGCCAAGGUUUUGACUAAAAAAGCCAGGAAUAUUGCCAAGAGUGGUUAUUACGAAAUUAGAUUAAAUUGA